UAAUGAAAAUCUAUAAAGAAUAUUAUGCACCUAUUGAAGAAGGUGCUAUUUCUAUUACAACAAAAACUUUUAAUGAUGUUCAAAGUCAUAUUUUUAAUAUUGGUAAAAAACAACGUAUACAAAAAGAAAAUGAAUUUGAUAAAUAUCUAAAAGCUUCUGUUGAAUCUAUAGAUACCGAUGUAUUACUUUGGUGGAAA
Acaulospora morrowiae is the source of this 197-nucleotide messenger RNA. The record is from the annotation of a GenBank genome assembly. NCBI's taxonomy places the organism in Eukaryota, Fungi, Glomeromycota, Glomeromycetes, Diversisporales, Acaulosporaceae.